This is a messenger RNA of Betta splendens (Siamese fighting fish), 2804 nucleotides long. It is a transcript of the gene kel, whose product is annotated as Kell metallo-endopeptidase (Kell blood group). The transcript has 17 exons. The coding region runs from base 120 to 2549 and encodes 809 amino acids. Gene Ontology annotation, biological process: protein processing. The record is from RefSeq and is a predicted model, not a curated record. Lineage: Eukaryota; Metazoa; Chordata; Actinopteri; Anabantiformes; Osphronemidae. Gene Ontology annotation, molecular function: metalloendopeptidase activity. Gene Ontology annotation, cellular component: plasma membrane.
GAUAGAGAGCUGGGAUGACAGCUGCGUGACGGAGGGACGGCGGAAGGCGGGCCGUCCGUGAAACAUCAAAUGUGAAAAAACACGCUGCAAAAACACAGAGGGAGACACGUAUUUUCAGAAUGAGUCCAAUGGAGCUCGAGUCUGAUCCGUCGACCCAACCGACGUCAGAGACGGCGUCCGAGCCUCCACCUCUGGUCCUGAACCCGGACCCGUCUGGGACCCAGCAGCAUCCGCACCUUCAGUCUGAGAUACAGAUGUCAGAGGCCGGUCUCGCCGACAACGGCGUGGAGCACCGGCACCGGGCAAAGCCCGCGUGGAUGAACCGCUGGAGGCUCUUCCUCUUCAUUCUAGGGCUCCUCUUCUUAUGCGCUGCGGUUCUAGGACUCAUCUACUACAGACACCAGAGAAAUAACCAGAGAAAUAGCCAGGCGACUCCAUGUCUGUCCCCGGCCUGUCUGAGGGCCUCGGCCCGCCUGGUGGCGUCUGGUGACCCCUCCACUCAGCCCUGCAGCUACUUCUCCUCCAGAUGUGGCUCCGGCAGGCUCUCUCCAGACCGCGGGGGAGGACAGGGAGCCCGCGGCCUCCCUGGACACCCGCAGGUCCAGAGCGAGAAGGCUGCGUUGCCGGAGAGGACGGGCACAGGUCACGAGGGAGGGGGCGGCGGGCUGACGGAGAGGAAGCUGCUCCACAGGAAGACUGUGCUGCUGCAGUACCUCAGAGAGAUCCUAGAGUCCAAAGACCGCUUGAAUGGCUCGGCAGCAGAGAAGGCCAAAGCGUUCUACAACUCCUGUCUGGACACUGCAUCUGUGGAAACAGCUGGAGUGGAGCCUUUCCUGGCACUCAUCCAGAAGGUGGGAGGCUGGGCGGUGUCGGGCCAGUGGAAGCAGGCCGAUUUCAACUCCACCCUCAUCCUGCUGAUGAGGGAUUACAACACCUUUCCCUUCUUCAAGCUCUACAUGGGCACAGACCCGCGCGACACAGCCAACGGGACCCUUAAACGAUACAUACAGAUCGAUCAGCCGAAUCUGCUGAUCCCCAUUGAGUGGAACAGCAGGACGAACAAGUCUCAAGUCAAAGCUCAGACGCUGAGGCCCUUCCUGGCCUUGUGCCAGCGCUACCUCUCCUUCCUGGGCGCCACCGCCGGCAGCAGCAUGAUCCACGCCGGCACCUUCAUGUCCCUGUCCUCCGAGCUCGCCGUGAGCGCCGCGCCGCCGCGCUACCGCCGCGCGCGCGGGCAGCUCUCCCAGCGCGUGAGCAUCCGGGAGCUCCAGAGCCGGGCGCCCGCCGUGGACUGGCUGCGCUGCCUGCAGGCCGUGUUCCACCCGCUGCGCGUCGCCGCCGACGACCUCGUGCUCGUGCACAACCUGCCCUACAUCGCGCACAUGUCCCCCAUCAUUGGGAAGUGGCUGAACAAGCACGAGCUGAGCUCCAGCGGUCCGCUGCAGACGUACAUGGUCCUGAACCUGCUGCACACGCUCAUCCCCGCGCUGGACGCCAGGUUUUACGACACGGCCAGGAACCUGUCUGUGGCGCUGGGAAACGCCGACAAGGCAGCUCCUCGCUGGAAGUACUGCGUGCUGGAAACGGGGCGAGGACUGGACCCGGUGCUCACACACCUCCUCGGUGAGAGGGUGGCGCACAGAGAGGCAGGGGAGCUCAUUCUAUACAUUUUCUACUCCCUCACGGCUAAACUGCGCGAGCGCCAGUGGACACAUCAAAGGACUCUUCAGUCUGUGAUGGAAAAGAUCGAGUCUCUCGUUCCCAGACUCUGGAUUCCUAAAGAGCUUCACAGCGAGGCUGAGCUUGAUCUGCUUUUUGCUAAGGUGGUGUUUGAACAGAUUAACCCUUUGUUGGACGCUCUUCCUGGAUCUCACGUCAGCUGUGGACUCUUAUGUUUCCAGGUGUCACUCAACGGCAGCUUCUUCUCCAACUAUGUGCAGCUACUGUCCCUGUGGCAAAGCAGACGCAGUAAACCCUUGAUGGAGCAGACGGAGAAGACUGACAUUCUGUCAGUUUCACCAUUUGUCCUGGAUAAUAAGCUUCUAAUUCCCAUGGGAAUGUUCCCCCCCCCUUUUUUCCAUCCAACCUAUCCCAGGGCAAUGAAUUAUGGUGGGAUAGGUUUCCUUAUUGCCAAAGAUAUCCUCCACCUUCUUCUGCCUCGCAUUUACUCGCAGAGUGAGUCGGUGCGUGCUGAGGGGGAAUGUGUGUGGGCCAACUUUCUCAACCUGACAGAAAAAGACAGCAGAGCUGGAGCGUCUCAGUGGAAAGCACAGCAGGAGGCGUGGGUGCAGUAUUCUGCAUUGCAGAUAGCUCUGCAGGCUUAUCACCAGAGUCUGAAGCAGCACCCAGCUGACACGUCCAUCUCAGGAUUGUCGUACACUCGUCUGUUUUUCUCGUCUUUCUCUCAGAUUAGCUGCGACUCCGACCCUGAAUUCAUGCCCUUGGAGCCGUCCUUCUUAAUCACAGCUGUGUGCAGCAAAUUUAACAUGUGCCCUUCAAGCCUGCAGUGUCUCAGCAAAGCCCAGCAGCGUUUACUACAAAACUGCUGAACACUGUCGUCUGAAAGCUGCAGGAUUUAUUUUCUGUUACCAGAUACUGAAGUCUGUCAGAACAUACAUUGUGAAUGAAGACAUUAAUAAGGACACUGUGAAUGUUUGCAAACUGUUUACAGUAUGUUACACAAUAGUACCAAUAACCCAGGUCCAAGUGACUUUUUCUGAGAGUCCUAAUUGUUGUAGUUUUUGGAUGUUCUAUUAUUUGCACAACUUGUUUAGUGAACAUUUGAAUAAAUUAUUUGAAAAUCA